AUGACGGAGGGACGACGACCCGUCACGCUUCGCUGCUGGGACGCGUGUCUACAGUAUGAACUCUCACGAGCGGAGGCUUGGGCAGAGGUGCGCAGGGACGCUUUUACUGUGGGCGACGGGCUGUGGUGUGCCGCGACGCCUUCCAUUAUGGAUGCGACGGCAGUGCUGGCGCUUCGUCACGUUGCGUGCGAUUACCUUGCAGCUACUCGUGAGGAACUCGCAGAGGUAAUACGCACCUUUAAACGCGAACGGACCGAAACCGACGUCGAAGUUGGGGCUGAACGGUUAUCGCUGCGAAACUUUCUGCUCUUGUUGGAGCCGCUGACACUUGUGGCAAACGCAAGCGCGGUUCUGGAGGAAUUUUUCAAAGGCAUGCUGCAGCGUGAUAGGCUUUGCGCCCAGUGUGUCUUGGAGGCGGCGGACGCCGGUGCCACACUGGAGGCGCAGGAGCAGGCUUCAAGGGAAGAACUGCUGUCGUCGUGUCGUCGUUGGCGGCACACACGAAGCCUACAGGGCCGUCUGCAGCAGCAGUGCAUGCAUCUCUCAACGCUGCACGCACUGGACAGCGGAGAUGUGGCAGAAGGCGUGAAGGUGUCACUGAUACGGCGGGCCGUGCGUGUGGAGGAGGAGCGGCGACAGCAGCACUUUGCAACGGUGUCGUCGGCGAUGGAGCGUAUUGUUCGCAUCACCGACGCCCUGGAGACCCUCCACGACCAGCUGCGCGUUGCGGAGGAGUACGAGGCUCUCGCCCUCGCCCCACUGCUGGGAGAGCAAUCUGAUCGCAUCGCGCACGCCGCCCUGCAGGCCUCACGCCGUGCCCAUUGGGACUCUCGGCUGAGUUGUAUGGAGCGGCGGCUGGGCAUACUGGGUCGCUUUGCCGUCGGUCUCUCUCUCGUGAGCCUCGGCAGACGCACUCACAACACGAUACUGCGGCAGAUGCAAGAGACCUCGGCAGGUUCUGCCGCCACCGGUGCUGCGGCGGCGCCAUUACCGGCGACCGGCGGCCUGGCGUGGCUCGCUGGCGAUGGUGCGGUGGACCCUGCAGGCAGCUAUUAUUGCGCCUCUACCGCGGCGUCGUCAGGCGCGUCCGUCCCAGACACCGCCUCUUCCCUGUCGGCGUUGCUGCAGCAAUGCCUCUGCGACGCCACCUCCUACGUGGCAGCACCGGGCGCCGUUUCGUCCCAUGGCGGGUGGGAAGUUCCCUCCGUCGAGGAUCGCAGAGAAGUGGAGGGAGUCCUGCGUCAGGCGUUUGUGUCACUGACGCGCCUAAACUAUCUAGCGCUUCCGUUUCUGCAGGAAUUUGCGGCGACGCUCGACACCGUUGUCUUGUUCCCGUCCUUUGAGCUCUUUUUGACGGAGUGCCAGCUGCGCGUCAUUGGCUCUAGCAAGCUUGCGUUCUUCACUCACUGCUCCCGGCGCCUCGACGCCGGCAUUGUCGCGUACCUCAAGUCCCUGGUGCGGCGCGAGGGGAGCUGGGUGGCGGAGUACGGCAUGUGCUUCGACGACUUCCUCGCAUUCCUCGUGGAUCAGGCCGCCGUGGAGUACGUGCGGCACGCGUACCUCCUCCCACCAAAGACGCUCCUGACGAGAAUACUCUUGGAGAUUGUCGUGCCGCGGUGGCUAAAUCGGCUCAGGAGGGGAGAGAGCCCGCCGUGCACGGCGGCCGCAGCGUCGUCGUCCACGGAUGCGGAGCGAGCAGGCGCUGUGAUGCGAGUUGUCGCCACUAGGGACGGGAGCGGCGGCGACGACGGCGACGACGACAAUGACGAUUUGUGCCUGCUUCUCGACACCGCCUUGACGUGGUUGGGUAUUGCCGGUCGCUCUCUGCGGGACUUUGCACAGGCGUAUCGCACACAUGUGGUGGACUACGCGUUUGCCAUGCCUCCCGAGCCGAAUUCGAGCGGCGUCACCACGACAGGACGCCUGAUGGCCCUACUGUUUCCGGCAACGGGGACUGCGCCGGGGCUGCGGUGCCACCCGGCACGCUGGGAGGCGCUGCGGCGCACGCACGGCUCUUCGUUUGCCGCCCUCAAUGCGUUGGUGGGGGGUGACGGCAGCCUUGACAGUGUGGCUGCGUGGCUCACCCUUGGCGUAGACGGCGUUGAGAGGGAGGACCUCGUGCGGCGCAGCAUAGACGCUAUUGAGCGCAUCCUCUGCGCCACCGCCGACCCGGACGUUUGUUUUGCCACGACCCCUCACAAGCUCCCUGCCGCCGUGUCCCACACGACCCCGGUCUCCUGGAUUCUGGCAUUGGCUGUCUGCGUGCGCCUGGCGUUCAGAUCCGACUUGGCCACGUGUGGACUGGACGAGCUGCUUCAGCGCCUCACCGUGCCAAGGUGA
This is a messenger RNA of Trypanosoma conorhini, 2340 nucleotides long. RefSeq lists its product as uncharacterized. The transcript has a single exon. NCBI's taxonomy places the organism in Eukaryota, Euglenozoa, Kinetoplastea, Trypanosomatida, Trypanosomatidae. The record is from RefSeq and is a predicted model, not a curated record. The coding region runs from base 1 to 2340 and encodes 779 amino acids.